AUGGCUACCGUCGUCAGUGAGAAGCCGAACUCGCCAUUGGAGCUCGAGGAGCAGCCCAAGGGCGGGCCUGUAUACGAUGUCGGCGAAAAGUCCGACUUCGACAGAGCGGGCGCCUUGAAUGCUGAAGAUAUCGAGCACAAAAUGAGUGUGCUCCAAGCUGUCAAGGCUUAUCCCGCUGCCAGUUGGUGGGCGUUCGUCAUGUCAUGUACCAUUAUCAUGGAGUCAUACUGCGUUUUCCUGAUGGGACAAUUCAUAGCCACAUACCAAUUUGCUAAGGAUUUUGGGGUAAUCAGCAAUGUUACCAAUCAACCUAUCAUUGUAGCUUCGUGGCAGUCAGCAUUUCAGUGCAGCGGUCCCGUCGGUGCUUUCAUCGGUGUGUUCAUCGCAGGUCCCAUUACCAGUCGGAUUGGUUAUCGAUGGGCAACCAUUGGCGGCCUCAUGUUUUUGAACGCUUUCAUUUUCAUCUUCUAUUUCGGCAACAGCCAGGGCAUGUUUUUCGCGGCCCAGAUCCUAGAAGGUAUCCCUUGGGGUAUUUUCAUCGCCAAUGCACCCGCCUACUGUGCCGAGAUUGUGCCAUUGAGAUUGAGAGCUCCAGCGACCCAGAUGUUGCAGAUGUUCUGGGCUAUUGGCUCGAUCAUUGUCGGCGGKAUCACUUACCACUACCAGUCCAAGCUGGACUCCUCAGCAUACAGAGUUCCCAUUGCACUUCAGUGGAUGUUCCCAACCCCUCUCGCUAUUCUACUCUUCUUGGCGCCUGAAUCACCCUGGUGGCUCGUACGAAAGGGUCGUCUCGCUGAGGCCGAGAAGGCUGUCAAGCGUCUUGGACGCGCGAGCUCCAAUGAUAACCCUGCUGACGCAGUCGCCAUGAUGCGCCGAACGAUCGAGCUUGAGGCGACUGAGAAGAAGCCCAGUCUCGUUGAAUUGUGGAAGGGUACCGAUCUUUACCGCACAUUGAUUGUGUGCGGUGUAUACGCAUCCCAGAAUUUAACUGGUAACCUGAUUGCUAACCAGGCUGUUUUCUUUUUCAAACAGGCCGGCAUGGCUGACAACACCGCAUUUGCACUUGGUCUCAUUACUUCUGCCCUCCAGUGGAUCAUGGUCAUGGUCUCUUGGGUCCUCACCACAUACCUCGGCCGACGCACCAUUUAUGUCUAUGGUCAAUUCAUCAACUGUGCAUUCUUGGUCGCGCUCGGUAUUGCGGCUUCGGUUGGCACGAGCAUUGCGGCUAGCAAUGCGCAAGCGUCACUCGGCUUGAUCGUCUCCGUCCUGUUCUGUUUGGGMCCCGCCCCUGCCUCAUGGGUCAUCAUCGGCGAGACACCUUCCGUUCGUCUCAGACCCCUGACAACUGGUAUCGGACGAGGUGCUUACUACUUGGUCAACAUUCCUUGCAUCUUCCUUUCCAGCUACAUGCUCAACUCUGACAAGUGGAACCUGGGCGGCAAGAGUGGCUAUAUCUGGGCUGGCACCGCCCUUUUCUGCUCUGUUAUGUCUUGGCUCUUCAUUCCUGAGAUGAAGCACAGAUCCUUCCGUGAGAUUGACAUCUUGUUCAAGCGACAUGUCCCGGCUCGCAAAUGGAAGGAAACAGUCGUUGAACUCAACGACGAUGAGUAA
This is a messenger RNA of Talaromyces amestolkiae, 1611 nucleotides long. RefSeq lists its product as uncharacterized. Gene Ontology annotation, biological process: carbohydrate transport; transmembrane transport. The record is from RefSeq and is a predicted model, not a curated record. Gene Ontology annotation, cellular component: membrane. The coding region runs from base 1 to 1611 and encodes 536 amino acids. Lineage: Eukaryota; Fungi; Ascomycota; Eurotiomycetes; Eurotiales; Trichocomaceae. The transcript is spliced from 4 exons. Gene Ontology annotation, molecular function: carbohydrate:proton symporter activity.